Messenger RNA from Aspergillus glaucus CBS 516.65, 1647 nucleotides. RefSeq lists its product as uncharacterized. The transcript is spliced from 2 exons. NCBI's taxonomy places the organism in Eukaryota, Fungi, Ascomycota, Eurotiomycetes, Eurotiales, Aspergillaceae. The record is from RefSeq and is a predicted model, not a curated record. The coding region runs from base 1 to 1647 and encodes 548 amino acids.
AUGCUCGACGAGAACCUCCCCACAUUUUAUCUCAAACAUGGCCAACAAAAACACUCCUGGACCAUCUACCUCUGCCACCACGGCGACGAACCCGCUCCAGCCUACCACCUCCGCUACCCCGACCCAUCCUCUCCCUCCUCCAAAAACCGCUACGCAGUCGCCCUUUGCGACCCAUACGUCCCGGAAAUAAUCUACGGCGAAGUCCUACUCAUCCCGGAAUGGACGCAGCCUUCGCUCUCCGCAGAUGCGAUCCGCGCAAAUGGCGGCGUCACACCUCCCCCUGAACCUAUCCUCCCGAGCCAGUUCGUUGUGCAUUUAUAUAAUCCGGACCAACAGAUCAUUGUGCGGUAUAAGCCCAAGACGUGGAAUAGUCCUGCGACGUGGGAUUUUGAGAUGCCGCAGCAUACGUUCCGGCAGCCGUCGAGUUCGACGCUAGAUCGCACGCAGAUUGAUCCUGCGAUCGCGGAUGUUACGCCGAAACUGCGUUUUGGAUGGCGGAAAGAUAGCAAGUUGUCCAAGGAUUUGGCUUGUUUGUUAUCUGGGAAAACGGCGUCGAUUACUGAAACGAAGACGAAGAGUAAAGAGCCGGAUAUCACGAUUUCGAUCUUCAAGGGUCUGCGCGAGAUGACAUUAUACGAGCCGAAUUUGUAUCGUGUGGAGAUGGAGGAUUUCAAGGGGUUGGAGUGUGUGUUGUUGCUGGGGGCGGUUACGAUUAGAGAUGUGUUUUUUACGUCGAUUGAGAAGGCAUUUUCCAUUUCGCAUGAUGUGAAGAAACCGCAGAAGACCCCGCGGAAUGCUCCUGUUGCUCCUGCUGUGCAGAAACCUAUUCAAAAACCGGGUCCUAGUACUGCUGCUGCUGCUGCUUCUACUCUUUCCAACGACAAUAAAGCACAACCACAACCUCAGCCUCAGUCUCAGCUUCAGCAACCACCGGCUAUGUCUGGUGCAUUAGUUGCGAAUAACAAACCCCGCCCUACAGGUCAAGGCCCGGAACGACCACGGAUUACUAUUCCCCAGCAAAACAAGCCAUUGCCAGAAGCCGUGCCCCAGCCCCAGCCCCAGCCCCAGCCCCAGUCUCAGCCUCAACCUCGUCCGCAACAGCAACAACAACCACAGCAAGUCCGUUUCUCCCCAGGUACCAAACCAGACGACGACCUCCGCCGCCAAAAGAAAAUCCAAGAAGCAAACGACAAAGCGCGCCGCAAGAGACAAGUCGAAAUCGAAAAGGAAACUAAGCGCCUACAGAAAAUCUACGGCAGAGAGGAAGAGCAAGUGCGUAAAUCUCAGCAACAGCGUCCUGCACAGCCCCGGCCUCAACCGCAACCGCAGCCGCAGCGUCAGCAUCAGCCACAACGCCCGACUCAGCAUCGUCCUACGCAAUCACAUCCGUCGUCAUCACGACCACAUCUUCCCCCUCGUCCUGGUCCUGGUCCCAGUUCAGGUCCGUAUCUUCACGUCCCACCGUCACAAGCAGGUCCGAACCGACGACCCAAUGCACAUGCAUCAGUCCAAUUCCUACCUCUCCAACCACAACACGUAUCCUCACCAGGUCUGCAGCAGAAGAAGAGCAGUUUCUUUGGAUUGCGCCGGUCAUCCGAGGAGAAGAAUAGGGAGAAGUUGGCGAAGAAGCGAAGCUCGAUGUUUUGA